GCAGAGCUGGGGGAAGCCAAAACUCGAAAUCUGCUGGCAAGGAAGAGAACGAAGGAAAAAAAAAAAAUGACAGGGAGGGGCAAUCCAGAGGGGGAGGAAAUAAAAAGAGAGAGAGGGAAAGACAAGCGUCAUUUAGGAACAGAGGUAGAGCGAAAGAAAGAACUCCAGGAUUUGAAACCAGCCCUACGGCACAGUAUUUUUAUAUCUUUUCUUUUCCCCAGUGGAGAUUCCUGUCUUGUCAUUUUACUGACAGACAAGCCACUACAGGCUCUUUCCCAGAAGUUGACCGAAGAAACUCAAGCACUGCUGUUUCUUCUCUCCCAAGUCCGGUGUGCCGCCUGGUAAUGGAUUGCUUUUCUCUGAGCCUCAAGAAUCUUCCUCUGAAUUUCUUCGGUAACUGCAAUGCUGCUAGCUUCAUCGCUUCUCGGGGACAAAAGAGGAAGACUUAACAUGUCUGAACAGCAGACGAGAGCAUUCACCGAUUUCUCCUGGGAAGCAUUAGAGACAGAUGCUUGACUGAGAGUUUCUGAUAUGUGAUGGAGAGUCCUGAAAGUGUUCGGGUUCAGAUGUUCAGAAAGCUUCCACCCUGGAGAGACCCCCCAGGUCUAGUCUGUGAACCCAGCUAGGAAACGCCGCUAGUAAAAAUGACUGAAGAGCCCAUAAAGGAGAUCCUGGGAACCCCAAAGUCUUCCAAGCCAGUGACAAUGGAGAAGAGCCCCAACAGGGAAGUGGUGGUCACCACGGUCCCCUUGGUCAGUGAGAUUCAGUUGACGGCUGCUACAGGGGGUGCCGAGCUCUCCUGUUACCGCUGCAUCAUCCCCUUUGCCGUGGUGGUCCUCAUCGCUGGCAUAGUGGUCACGGCUGUGGCUUACAGCUUCAAUUCCCAUGGCUCCAUCAUUUCUAUCUUGGGUCUGGUCCUUCUGUCGUCUGGACUUUUUUUGUUAGCCUCCAGUGCCUUAUGCUGGAAGGUGAGGCAGAGGAGCAAGAAAGCCAAGAGACGGGAGAGUCAGACGGCUCUUGUGGCAAAUCAGAGAAGCUUAUUUGCUUAGGACCAAAUGCGACCAAAUGGGAUACGUGGCCUGAAAGCCUUCCUUUCACUGUGUCAUCCAAUUCACCCAGAACUAGUGUGGGAGAGAAUGAACAGAGCAUUGGAGCAGACCAGAGGAAUGGGGGUGAAUUGAGGCUGGGAGGGUAGAGGGGGUUCUGUUUUGUGAGGAACCUACUUGUGUUUUCAUUAAUGACAAACUUAACUCUAAGGGCUAUUUCUAAGACUGAAAACUCAGCUUUUUUCUCUACAUUGAACAUUUGAGGGUCAUGGGAGGUGCACGGCAUUAGACAACACUCAUUUCACCUUGGAAAGGAGCCAAGGAAAGAUGAGAAAAUAAUCAGACAGUUCUGGCACACCAGCGACCUGCCUCAAACACACACACACACACACACACACACACACACACACACACACACUUUUGAGGAGUUGUAUCAUAAAAAUGUACUGUCGAGAGUCUAAAUCCCCUCAGACUUUGCAUACUUCUAUGAAAUUCUGUGAUAAUUUUUUUAAAUAAGUACUCUGGCAUCUAUUUUUUUUGCUUUUAAUAACGCAUCACUGGUGGUACUUUUUCUUGAAGAAUAAACUAAUAUUUUUUAUGUUUUAACAUUGGACAGUUUUAGAUGAUUAAUGAUGUGUCAGAAAUUAAACAAAAAGGUAAAAGGUGUAGCUACUAGAUGACAUGGGGGGUUAAAUUAAUAUUAAAAUAAUCCAACCUAGCACUUUUGAUGAUUUUUAUAUAAAGUUUAAUGUACAUUUCAUUCAAAAUAAUAAAUACUUAUUGCUGCUGAAACUUCUUAAA
Molecule: messenger RNA, 1847 nt
Organism: Acinonyx jubatus (cheetah)
Lineage: Eukaryota; Metazoa; Chordata; Mammalia; Carnivora; Felidae
Gene: TMEM100
Product: transmembrane protein 100
Exons: 3
Coding region: 645-1049 (134 amino acids)
Biological process (GO): cellular response to BMP stimulus
Source: RefSeq, a predicted model, not a curated record